Anas platyrhynchos (mallard) is the source of this 14402-nucleotide messenger RNA. It is a transcript of the gene AKAIN1, whose product is annotated as A-kinase anchor inhibitor 1. The record is from RefSeq and is a predicted model, not a curated record. NCBI's taxonomy places the organism in Eukaryota, Metazoa, Chordata, Aves, Anseriformes, Anatidae.
GAGUGCAAGAGGUAAUGAGCUUAAAAUGCAUUUACAUUAGACAUUACAAAAUAUUUCUAGGGGGUAGAAUAAUGAAUUACUAGAACAGAAUGCCUGGGGAGGUGCUCCAAUCUCUGGUACCGGUGGUGUUCAAGAACGGAUUAGACAAACAUCUUAGGAAUGGUUUAAAUAUAGUUAAUUCCGCCUUGAAGCUGCAGGGUAAGCUAAACAACCUCUGAAGAGCCUCUUUAACUUUGGUGGUUUGUUUUUUUGGAAUGCUAGGGAAGUAAUAAAUGAACACUUGAAUGGUAAGAGAGCUCAAGGCUUACAGAAGAAAACAUCGCCCUCUGUCUGACGUGCACAAGCAAUCAGGUCGUGAAUUUGAAACUUACGAGAAAGCAGGAAUGCAUGGAAAGACAAUCAGAAGUGUAAUAACACUAGACUUUACAUCAGAGUAGGUUUUGCUAUCCUUUAAGCUUACACCUGUAAGAGUUAUAUAAGGUCUAAGGGUUGUAAGAUGCUUGUAGCAUUUUAAAAUUGAGACAUUGAUAUUUUAUAUACUCUUAUACAGUAGUAUUCUGAGGCAGGAACAAAUGUUGUCACGUGUGCCUUGGGCAUGGCAUAAACACUUCACAUGGGACUUGGCCUUAACACUCUGUGCCAUCGGAACAAAUUAAGUAAAGACAAUGGAGUUACUCCCAUGUCAUAGGUUUCAAAAGGAGUGUAAGCCUCUUACUAGUUUUUACCUGCAAAGGAGUCAGAAUACCACGGUAUUUUCCAGAGACCAACAACAACAAUAUUGUUUGUGAAUGCUAAAAUCUCCCUUCCCCUCCCUUCCUUCCUCCUCCUUUUUUUUUUUUUUUUUUUUUUUUUAACAAUAAUUCAAUAAUUAAAAAAAUAAUUUCAGCUUAAAGUUCCGGAAGAGGUCUUAGGAAGUAACCUCAGCUCUAUGCUAUUGGCAAUGUAUUUUAAAUUACUCCUGUUAUGUGUAUAGCUUCUGAAGGGAUUGUAGCUUAUGUACUAUGGAGAUCUGAGCGUGAAGUUCAGGUAAAUACAACUGCAUGUGCAUAAAUACAGUGGCAGCAGUAACUGCAGUACUGCUCCCAGCUUCUGUCUGAACCAAAAGACGCUGUGUACAGGAAGAGAUGUAUAUCAGCUCCAAGCCACAGAAUGUUUGCCAGCAUGAUAAAUAGCUAUGAGCUGGACUGAUUGAGGAGUGGGCAAAGUUUUACUUCUGCUUUUACAAGGAUGAUGAUUUCUUUCAGAACUUACAGGAAAGUAGAUGAGAUCCUGUCCAGUUAAUGGGAAUUUUUUGACUUACUGGGACCAGACUAGCCUAAUAUUCCUAACAAGGUUUGCAGACACAGGGACAGAUUAGCUAACUAGAGUGCGUGCAAGAAUGACAGAAUGCUAUAGAAACAUCGGUGGCCACAAUUGCAUAAAAUAUUAGAUAUAUAUAUUUAAAUUAAGUAGCAAAACCAGCAAGCAUUGAAUUAGUUCUAAGUAUACACUUCUCCAUCUACUGCUUCGAAACCCAAGUCAGUAAUGUCUUUCAUAUAUAGAGGAUAGCAAAAAUUCUGGCUUAUGCUGAAAGUCUAUCCAUGUUAUGGUGACGUGGCCAAGUAGCUUCAAGGGAACUCUCCAUGUUUUAAGUAUAUAAAUACCCAUUUGCACGUUCAAGGCUUUUAUGUAUAUAUACAUAUAUGUAUAAUGCAACAACAUGUCAGUUGAUUUCUGGUGACCCGAAUGGGUCUGUGUGAUUGACACCAGUUGAGAUGCUAACCCAAAGUCUCCUGAGUUGCAAAAAGAUCCAAACGCUAAGGAAGUAUAACAGUUUAAUUAAGAUUCUUUGUGAUUUAAAAGACUAAAUAAUGUACAGUGAAAAGAAAUACUUCAAAUAUGAACUUUGCUAUUCUGUGAUUUUUAACUGUGCUCUUAAAAACAGGUGUUUUCUAAAGAUAAAAAGGAACAGAGACCAUAUGAAAGAAUAUCUUCCAGCCCUUCUCCACUCCCUAACCCCUCCUUUACACACCCUCCUUACCAGUAUUUUAACAAACAUUAGAAAAUGAAGCACUUCAUAAUUUAGUACUUGUGUUUUCAUUUUCUGAUUUAUUAUUUGAAAAAACAGCUUUGGGUGAGAGAUGAGAGAUUUAGAGGUCGUCACGUGAAAGAAAAUGCCUCAUGCUGACUUGAGUAGCAAAAUUUUGAAGAGUUCAGCUUCUAUAUGUUCAUGUAAGCUGAAAAAUGCUAAAUACUCCUCAAAAUUUUGCUAUUUAGCUACUCAAUCUGCAGGUUGUUUUGGAGAUCUGGUCCCAGUUUUUUAAUUUAGAUGUAGUUUUAGGGCUACCUUCAUAAUUCCAGUGAGUAAGGUUAUUUAAAUUAAUAGAGUUGGGUGAGAUGUAGAAUAAAAAGUCAGAUAAUAUCUAAGUUUAGAAUGUAUUUUUAGAGACAGAUUAUCUUUUCUCAAGUCUUUUAUCAAUUCAGACACCCCUCUGUCAUACAGAAGCAGUGUAUAGCUGAAAUAAAGUACAUCUACCACUAGCCUCAUACGAUUUUUCUUAAAGCAUUUACAAAGCAGUACAGAAUAGUGUAAUUCUACCUAGAAUGUAAAGACAGUUUUAGAGAAUUUUCAUCUUGUUCAGUUAGUCCACAGUUCACAGUAGCAUGCCCGGUUAGCCAGAAAAGUAUCAUUAAAAAUUCCAUUACAGCAGUUGGUCUGUCAUUUGUCUUUAUAUAGAUCUAAAACAAUUAUAAUAGCAUUCAUUUUAGAACAGACGGAGGACUUCCAUGAAUAAAUUUUGUUAAAUAUGUGUCAUGAGAGUCGAGACAUCUCUUCUCAGGAAUGAUUCUUAAAUGUAAUACAAGGAAUCUGAAAUAAUAGAAUAGCUAAAAAUGGCGAUUUAUAUAAUAUAGAUAUGUUGUUGUUGUUGUUUUUUAAUAUUUCUUUCCACUGCUCUCCUUUUAUAUUUUCUUAUUUGCAGGCCCUACUCCUUUAGGUAUUUAUAAAAUGCUGAAAGUUUAUGGAUUUCAACAAUUUCAAUAUGAACAAAAGAGCGCUGUCGUGUUGAGAGCUCUUUAAGACAGAAAUAGACUUCUGAAGUAUUUCUGAUCUUCAAUAAUCUCUAGCUAAGUAUCUAAUCUUAUAUAGGUAAAUUUGAAAAACAUGUAGAUUGAACAAAGUUUUUCCAAGCCUAACCUUUUUUGUUUAUGGAUAUCAAAAGGCUUGGCCAACAGCACAAAUGCUGUGUACUUGUAUACCAGAUUCCUUCUAGGAUAACCUACAUAUCUAUAUAUGUAUUUACAUAUGAUGUAUAUGUAUCUAAGAUACAUAUCUAUAUUUAAAAGUCUGUAGCACUUGAAAGAAUACAAGACUGCGAGUGACAAUAACAAGAAGUUGAAAUUCUUACUGAAAAAUUCCAAAUGUAUUUUCUUUUUCAUAAUGUUGAGCCAUUCUGUAUAAAUGUAUAUAUGAUAGUAACCACGUUACAUGCUAUGCAUGCAUUUAGAUUUAAAGCUGUAUUUUAAUGUAGAAGUAAAAGAAAUUAAUGGAAAGUGCCUUGAAUAUAGAUGGUCUUCAUGGAAUCAUAAAAUUAUAAGAAUUAUGAAGAAUUAUAAUUUAAAUUCUUCCAUUUUAGGAAAAAAAAAAAUCUAUUUUCUUAUGCAAAAUCAUUCUGUUUAACAACAGGAAAAAAAAAAAAAAAAAAAAAAAAGAAAAAAAAAAAAGCACACUGCUUACUUUUGUAGAUUUCUUACCUCCUCCCAACAGACUAUUUAUACAUUUGAGUAAUCUGCGUGUGCAAGCAAGUUAGCUGCAGGGAAGCUCAAUUUUUAGAAUAUUUUUAAAGACAAAAAUACUUAGCUUUUCAUUCUUCCCUAAUAAAGAUUUUUUUUUUUUUUCAGGGUCACAGGCAGUGCUUAUAAGAACAAACCCUUUUAGUGGCAUUGCAGUGUGCUCAGGCAAGAGGAGGUACUCAGACAAAAAACAAACAAACAAACAUUUUUUUCCUUCUCUAGAAAUUGGAAAUGGAAAUAUACAAGAUACUGUGAAACUUCAGACAGGAGUUUCUCUUCAAGGGAAAUUAUCAAUUAUAUGCAGAUUUAUUGCUAUUUUGUACUUGUCAGAAUCAUUGCAGUUUACAAAGUAGAGUUUUCAGGACUGUGUGUAUGUCUUAUGAAGAUACUAGUUGGUUCUACUUUGCAAACAGUCAAAGCUUGUGAAUGUGUUUCUGUAGUGUUUAAGGUUGCAUGGACAAAGUUAGCGAGAAGAGUUGGAGUAAAGAUAAGUAUAUACUUUGAAAAAAAAUGUUCUCAAACUUGCAUUUAUUCAGCUGUAAUAUAAAUUAAAUUCAAAUUUGUAUUUACUGUAUACAGAAUAGAGUUGAUUGUAAUUAAGAGCGUUUUCCCCUGCCUAAGAAGUCAGUCACCUAAGAUGACACUUUGUCAUUUUGUUUUCAUUACCUUAACUGCAACAUUUAGAAUCUGUGUACGGAUUAUUUUUCCUGUGUGUGCAAGCCAUGAAGAAUUUUUUGAUAGAGAUCUAUUACAGUAGAAGUAUCUAGUGGUACCGACCAUCUUUAUCUAAGCAUUUUGUCCUGGUGCAUUUUUGUUUUCAUUUUUUUGUUUGUUUAUUUAUUCAUUUUUACUUGGGAAUCCAUAAGCCUGUUAUCAUUCCCCCAUUUCCUGUUACAAAAUAAUUAAAAUUUUCUUGAGUUCUGCCUAGGGCGUUAAGGAAUGUUUCUCUCAGACGCUGAUAGACUUUGAUCUGUUUACUUUGCAAAGAGAUAAAGUGAAUAGAAAGUGGCUUCUGCUGCAUGGAAAGAUAGUUUGCAAUGGGAUAUUUCUCUAUGUUUGUUUCAAAACUUAAGCAUUGAUUUUUAUUUUUCUUUUUUCCUAUUAUAAACCUUGUUUUUUGAGAAGACAGUCAUCUAAAGGGAUAGCAAAGCAGGCUUUGUGUGGUAAAGCUUAAUUCUGUUGAAAGGGAGAGUCUUGUUCCUUCUCCCUUCCUUUCCAGCUCCUAGAGGUGUCUGGUGAAUUGCUGUGUCAGUGUAUGAUAAGUGGUGAAGGUAUUCAGAAGGGAAAAGGGAUAAGGGUAAACAAGAAGGAGGAAGACCUUAUUUCAACUGUAGUGAAAUGAGUGACAGCUCACUCUAUCUUAUAUAGCCACCCUCUUAUCUUGUCUAGACAAUUCCCAUUCCUAAGUUAUAUUCUUUUUUCUUGCUGAAUUCUUUCCUUUUGAACACUUUUCAGGACAUAAUUUCAAGCAAAGCUACGCAGUACUUCUGGGUAGAAUUUACUAUGCCUAGAACUUUCAUGGAACUAAUAUCGUGCUUAUUAGUUAAUAUGUUGGAUACUCUUCUUUUUUAACAAGCUACUGACUCUCCCCUUGAAUCCAAAGGCAAUCUAUAUUCAGUGUUCUUAAGGCAUAGGAACAGGCCUAGUGUUCUUUUUAACUCAAGCCUAGUUAUUUGUCUUAAGUGAUAACAAAGAGAGAGGUAACAAACGAAGCUAUAGGCUUCGUGUCCAGGACAGAGGUAAAUCAUGAGAUGUUUUCUUGUUUGCAAGAUAAGGGAAAAUAUUAAAGAAGAUCAAGGUUUCAGAUCCGUGCUAAUUUCAGUCAACCUGAGUUAUGGUUACCACAGUUCACUGUUGGGUCUGCAGCAGCACUUGUGGAAUAUCUCAGUGAACUUCUCUGUAGAGAGGUGAAGCACCUGAAAACUAAUAGCUGUUUUGAGGCUGUUCUUAAGCUUGUUACCCCCCUGAAGUGCAACACCACAUACAUGACUACCUCAGUGCUAGGGUCAGUGGAGAAGCAGCCCAAAGUUGCACAGACUUUGGCCAUGGUGGGACUGCCUCCCAAGACAGCACCUUUGUGUUUCAUUUGACGUAGUAAAACUGCAAAUUGUUGCUAAGAGAGUUAAUUCCAUUUUCUCCUUUCCUCUCCAAAUAUGUCUUUUGCACCCAUUUCCUCCCUCGUUUGCCCUGUUUAAUGGCUUUUGGGGCUUUAGGGUAAGCCAAUUGAGUGAGUUUCUGUAACAGAGCAAUUCAGUGCUUCAGUGAGUUAGAUUUAAGCUGGCCUACCUUGUUGAACCAAUACAUUAGAUUUGAUUCAAGGUAAGUGGCAGGAGCACAUAGCUAGUUAGAAGACAGAAUGGAGCAGGAUUUAUCCAAUUUUGCUACAACAUUCAACACAAGCUGGUAAAAUACAGCAUUUGUAGCAAAGUGUUUGUGAGAGGCAACCAGACAACAGAAAGGAUCAGACAUAACUCCUGUGCAAAAGCUACUACUGGUAAACUCAGGGGAUUUUGAAGAGAGAAACGUGUGUGCUUCAUUUCUUUUGUUUUGUUUGUUUUCUGAUUAUUUUUUAUCUUUUUUUUUUUUGGGGGGGGGGGGAGGGGAUAGACUUUGGAGGUUUGUACUUUUUUGAUUUUGUUUUCUGUUUUGUUACUAUUUAGAUUACUCUGAGUCCUUCUUGCCUCUCACCUAGUAAUCCUACAAAGCCUUGAAUUCUGGCAAAUUACUCAGAUUAAAGAGAAAAUAAUAAUUAAAAAGACAAUAAAUAUUUAACUCACUGAAGGAUAAAACUGUAAGCCUAAGAGGAUGAAAAAAUAUAUUUUUGCAACAUUGAUUUAUGUUUACAGAUUUUAGAAGUAGACAAUAUUCUCUAAGUCUAUUUUAGAUCACUCUUACUUUGUAAAAAUUAUCAAACAGUCUCUAGCUUUUGCAAAUAAUAUAAAUCAAAUCUACAGUGAUACACGGAUUCUGUGUUUUAUCAGGUGAUAUCAGCUGAUUUCUUGUUAAGAACUUUUUUUCUGUCUUUCUAGUUUAGGCUUUUCUGCUAAAUAUGAAGAUUUUUUAAUGAGUGAUUUUUAUUUUCUACCAGGUAUAGGUAAGUAUGGAUCCAUUUGAAGACCUGACUAUAAAAAGUGUAGAUACGUUUAUAUAUAAAAUUGGUUCUCAAUUUUGAGUUAAGGAGUUUUAAAUUUAAUUCUUAGGCUGCAUAGCAAAUGCUGCAGAAAGCUUUCUUGUUCUAGAGUUGCCUUCUUUCAGUGAAAAGUUCUUCCCUGGAAAUGAAUUCUGUUCUCUGAUAUUUCUUAUAAUUUUCUGUGCUUUACUUUUAACAAGUAUUUUUUUUUCCAUCUGUAAUGCCAGCACUAAAUAUUUUCUUUUUUACAAGAUACCUUAUUUUAUAUUACAGCUGUUAUUGAUUUUAUUUUACCCAGUAAUAUUUUACCUAUUCAUCCAGAAAAGUUUUCAAGUUUUCCAGCAAGAUUAUAGCAAUAACAUCUACUAUAUUUUUGCUCUUAAAAUAUAAAAUAGAGUUUAAACCAGAAUUUUGAGACUUAAACUUUGUAGCAGAGGUAUGAGGUUUCAGUCUUAAACUUUUUAGUACUUUACAUGAAACCUUAUACCCCUGAAAAGCAGUUAAGACCUCAUUAAAUGUUUCCGUUAAAGUGAGACUUGAUUUUUUUUAAGAAACAAAUACAUUCUAACUUUGUUUCUAGAAUUAAUCUUUGUUCUGGAAUCCAAUCUUAAAUCAAAUAACGGAAAAGAGUUUGAUUCAUCUACUUCAUAUGUAGGAUCAGCUAUACCCUUGCUUUUAUAUGUCAGAUUAAUAAGAGGUCUGAAUAUGACUAAGCUUACUAAUUGGACUAACAGGUAUUAGACCUAUAUGCAUGGAAAUGAUUAAAAUCUAAAGUUUUUGAAGUGCAUGACAGGUACAUUUACUCAUGCUAGAGUUUGUUUUUCAGUCUGCAAAAAUUGAAACAAAUAAAUCAGAAAUUCUUAUUUAAAAAUGUCAUAGCUUCCAUUGUAAAUACAUGUCUGGUAAAACGGAAAUGUUAUAAUUAAAGUUAACAAUUACCAAUUUUAACAGAAUUAGUAAAUAUUUUCAAUAUGAAACAUAAGGUUAAUCUUCCAAUUCAGUCAUUAACUUUUUUUUAUCCAGUUGUAUGACUGUAAGUUGCCCAUCGUUAUAAGGACUGAUUAAAUGCAGUCCAAGGGUAGUCCAGAUUUGAUGGAUGUGAUAAAUUCUGCUAGAGCAGUGAUAUCCUCCUAUAGAUGUUUUUUAAUUGGGCAUGUCUUUUCUGUGUGAAUCCUGCUAACUUUAGACUUUUGACACUCUACUCUUAUUAAAAGGUAUUGCAAAAGAAAGAUUUCUUUUGAUGUUCACAAAUGUAAUUUAAGCAAUUAGGCCAAAUAAUUAUACAGUUUAAUUUUUAGCUAUGCAUGAUGGCUAAAAACCCAUCUUUCUGUUUCUACAGAACAAGUUAGGAAACAGUGUUAUAUAUUUAAUGUUCGUAUGUUAUGUUUCAGAUCUUUAGUAAUUCAAUAGUUUCCCCUUCUCAACCAAUCUAAGCCCUUUAGUAGCAAGUUAAAAUAGUUAUUUUUAUUUAUACGUAUUAAAUGUAUUUAUUCUCUGAGUGAUAAAUUAAGCCUGUUGUUUAAUAUUUAGGUUGUUUGCAUUUACUAAAAUAUUAUACUUGAAUUUAUCAAAGUCUUUAAUGAAAUACUAUAUUCUAGCAAGUUUGGAUUUUUUUCUUUUAUUUUAAACCUGCCUUUUUAUCACUUUAGCUCUUUUCCAGGAGUCAUAAAUGCUUCUUUGCGUAUCUUCUUUUAGGUUCUUUAAAGACUUGAGCAUAUACCUGAUUUUAUGACUUAAGGCAAGUUACAGACACCAAUAAGCUGUGGUAUGAUCAUAGUCUUAAACACUCUUAAUGCAAAAGAGAGGGAUAAAUGCAAAAGUAUUCAUUCUUAUUCUAAUAGACAUGUUACACUGGUAGAACAGAAAAGGUUUGAAGAUGAGAAUUUUUCUAUGGCAUACUCCCAACCUAUCCUAUGAGUCUUUGGUGCAGAAUGGUAUGGCCUUGUUCUUAUCAUGAGUUUUAUGUGAGAUCCUUUAAAGUCUUUUCCUGUGUUUCACAGUGUCUCUGCUAGAUCCAUUAGCCUAGGACUUGACUGGACUGAAUUCCUUGCUGUAUAGCAUAAUUUCAUUGUGAUCUAAAGACACUGGUUUUUGGACAGUGAUUCAUUCAUCUGUCUCAGUGGAGGGGCAGGUUGUCUACAAAGGUGUGGCAGGUGGGAGCAGCUGCUUACUUUGGCUUCAUUGAUUUUUCCACUGUUGCGUGUGUGGUAAUGCUUUAGAUGAAUCAUUCAGUCUCAUAUUUAGACCUUCUAAAUUUAUCUAGGUCUUUAUUUCUUAUUGUUUGGUUUUUGUUUUGUGUUCAACUUCUCUGUAAUUUUCUCUCCCGUUUGUAACAUAAAGAUAUUUCUGAUGUGACUGUUGGAAGAUGAAAUCAUUAGCACCUGCUAAUGUGAGGCAUUCAGAUGUUGUGAUGGCAGCUGUGUAUCACAGAUUUCCUAGAUGGAGAAUCUAGGGAAGCUACAGAGAUUCCCUGGAAGGAUAUGGGGCUUUUGGGAUCCUUUACUUGUUGUGAAAAGUCCCAGUAUGGACUCAUUUCUGUGAUAUUUAAAUUAAGAAGGAAAAAAGAAAAAAAAAAAAAGGUUAAACCAUACCGCUGUUUGACUCUAAAACAUAUCCAUGUUUGUAAAUCUUAAGCCUAGACUAAUAUGUAGUUUAUCAAAUUAAUUAAGAAAAAUGAAUAGACAAAUGCAUUGAAACUCUAAUGGCCACAUUUGUCUUUAAACUAAUGGUGUUAACUUUCUCCUGUUCCUGAAAAUGUUGCAUGUUCUUGUUGCUGGCUUUCAAGGUCUCAUGUCUUUGGCCACUGGAAGUCUGUGCAUUGCUGUUCUUCUGGAAUACUCACGGAAAGGUAACUGGCUUUUAAUUUAUUCCCUUUUUCAGGAGAAUGGUACUUCUACCUGUUUAGAUUUUUCUCGUUUCCCUACUCUGUUUAUUCCCUGCAUCUGUUUGGUAGAGGCAUAUUAAUCACAGAGGCAUUAAUUGUUCUAAUUUAAAUCUAGGUCACUGAAUAUUAUGAUCCCCUCUAUACAAAUUGUCAUUUGACACUUCAAAUAUUCAUCUAAGUAAUUUUAGAUGCUUCUUGCUGACAGUCUCUCAUAAUUAUUUCCUCUGAACAGCCUCCUUGCAGUUUCAGUUGUAAUGUAUUGCACCUUGGCUUGUAGAGAUCUUUCUUAAGUUUAACCAUAAGAUAGUGUCUGUAACUACUUUUUUGAAGACAUUUAUGAUACUACUCAGUCUAGCAAAAGACAUCAAGGUAGUACAGGUGGUUUACUGAUCAGAUUAAUCUUCCCUCUGAAAGAGCAAGGUUUGAUUAUAAAUUUUGAAGUAUAAGAGGAAAUAUAAAGUGGCUAAGGGUUAGCUUGUUCUCAAAGCUGGGGAGACAGCUUUUUAUAAAAUAUAAAACUUACUAGCAUUUGAUACAUACAUAUGAAAUCUUCCUGAUUAUCUCUUUAUUUUUAUAAUAAUUUCUUAUAAAAUGUUUGCAUUUAUAUUUAGGUGAUUACUUCCAAAUGAUUCUUCCAGAAACACUCAGAUGCCUACCUGUAAAAUGUUAGCUGUACAUUUUUGUUAACAAAAUGUUGAAACUUUGAACAUCUUAAGGUAAAAAAAAAAUCCUUAAAAAAUGUUUAUUAAGCUGAUGACUCUGUGCCAACAUAAUUGUGUUCAGCCCCAUUAGAAUAAUAGGUUUACAUCAGAUAUGUGGGUAAUUUUAAAGUGACAUCAGUCAACUGAUUUUUGUAACUAUCGAUUUUAAAACGUUAACAUUCUUAAUGCAGUACACUUUAAGUAAGUUGAAGCUUCUUUAAAAAUAUUUGAAGACAUAUACUUGAAAAUUUUUAAGUCUUCUGAUGUUAUACAGAGACUACUAGUUCCUCACUCAACCAGUAAGAUAAACGAUACACAAGGAAGGGGGACUAUAUAAUUAAUGGUAAAAAUACAUACAGAUGUUUUUCUCUGUGUUUUCAUAUUUUCUGUUUUCUAAAGUCGUUAAAAGAACAAGGUCAUGUAUUGUAUUUUAAUGAUAUACCUCAUUUUUAGCACUAUGCUUUACUCUCACAGGCUUUUUUGAGUUACUGGGCUUAACUGAUGUUUUCCACUGAUCUAAAGUUGAAUGAGCAUAAUUAUUAGUGCACUACUUGUUUUCAUUAUUCUGUUGUAUUAGCUGCACAUUUUGCUUACUGCUAUCCCUUCGAAGAUUUUAUAAAUUGGAGGAAAAUUUUGCCUCCAUCAGUAUUCCAUCUGAGGUGAUAAUUUACAACAGAACUAUAUGCUGCACAAUUAUUUCAGUGAUUUUUGUGCUGAUGAACCUGUGAACAAAUCUGGAAUUUGAAAACAUGUUAGUCAGAAGCCCAGUAUAGCGUUUUUGCUUCAGUCAGAAAACAUUAAUUGCUGCUAGCUUUUAAAUUGAGAAAGAAAAAUUGAAGAUUCUAAAAUAAAGCAUGCCUGUUCUCAGUAAUUCAUUAGAUUAAAUGCAGAUAUCGAUUAAAGUAAGAUGUUUGCAGAAUAUUAUGGCUAAUGAUCUUUAUUCUUUCACCAAAAUGUUGUAGGUUCUAUUACAAAAUCAACGAUACCCUCAUAGAAUUUUACAGGUAGGUUACAAACUUUUUGAUCACUGAAACAUAACUUACUGUUUUUAAUAUCUUUUUUGGAAACUGCACCACCAUUUCAAAGCUUACUCUCUUAGAAACAUACACCUAAUUUCCUUUGGGGAUGUCUGUAAUAGAAAUUAUAGAUUUGAUGUGGUUUUGUUUGUUUGUUUGUUUGAGAAAAGCGGUUAACAUUUUUUUCUAUGAAGGCUGACCCUCCACUGAAGACAUGAAUGAAGUAUACAGAGGCCAUGUAACAGAUACAUCAUAAAAAAUACCAGUAUGAAUUUUCCUACAGUCUUUCAAAGUCCUGGUUUUCUAAAGAUUAUAGGACACCUUUUAUCUUUCUCAUAAGAGAGCUGAUAUUUUCCUCCUGUAUUUGGGCUACGUGUACUAGAAAUUAUUAUAAGUUCAUGUUCAUAAGUAUGCUAUUAUUUCUCAGAUUUUAGGUAGAUACAAACUAACAAUAGAUGCAAAAAAUAUAUUUACAGGUAGCAUUCUUAAACAACAAUAUUUCUAAACAGUCAGAGUUAUAAUGUUUGAGUUAGUUGCUGUCUGAGAGAAGUGAAAUUAAAUCUUUGAAAUAUAAGGCAGAAGAGAGGAAGAAAUGGCAAUAAAGAAGCUGAAACUGAUAGGAAGAAGAUCUUGUGAACAUCCAGAAAUCAGAUACAAGAAAUGGUAUGUAAAGAUAAAUCUUGAAGGCCUUCUCAUCCAGACGUGAUCAUAUAUGGUGUUCCAUAAAUAAAUAUAUAAAACUGUCACCAUGUGAUUAGUUUGACUUUGUAAGUGAUGCCAUUCUUGAGUUCUUGCUGGAGUAUAUAGGCAGAAUUACUUAAGCGAGUCAGGGCUUUUCUGUAUCAAUAUUUUAAGAAUAAGGACUUAUUUGGAUACCUAAAUUAUUCAAGAUUUAUAUGGAAAGCUGUGUGUGUUUAAAAUGCUUGAUUAUGAAAAUAAUGAAAUAGGUUUGUAGAAAUCUGUAGAUUAUAAACACAUGACUGGAAAAUGCAUUGCAUAUCGCAAAAAUUUACAUGCCAUUUUUCCAACUAAAAAUGUGUUUUUAAUCUAUUUUUUGCUAAUCUGCACUGGUUAAUCAAUGUUUUUCAAACUACCUCUUGCAGGUGUAGGGUUAAACAGAACAGUUAUUUACUGUAAAUUGUGUCCCAUCUGACUGUUGUCAGUGCUUUCUGCUUCGGUUGUGGAAGUUCUGGGACCCCAUGAAACCUGAGCAUUGGUUUUACAAAUAAAAGCAAGUUAAGAGUGAAACACAAAAGUUGUGCUUUUUUUUUUUUAAAGUUUUAUCAUUUCACACUGUUUGCCCUCCUGUUUCCUUAGUUCAUUUAUUCAUUCAUUUAUUUAUUUACCUUAAUAAAUUGUGUUUAUUAAAUAAUUAAAUAGUAAUUAAUAAGUAAAUUAAAUAAUAAAUCGUGUUUUAUGUUUUGGAACAUUAAUGUUCCCUCUUAAUUCGAAGUGCUUCUGUCACUACAGCUGUGUUAUCAGGCCUGCGAAAUAAGGGUAUAAAUUCCUCAGCAUUUAAAUCUUUGAGAGCUACAGUGCCGUGACAAAGUCCAGUGUCGCUGGAGCGUAUUAGCAAGGCUGCUAGCUUGUGGCGAAAGCAGCGCGCCCCGAAAUGUCAGGCAGCGGGGCUGGUGCCGAGAGGUAAUUAGGAGCAAUUAGCCGGUCUCCCUGCUGGGCGGACCUCUAUUACCUUCCUCGCCCUCCCUGCUUCUGUCGCUGCGGGGCAGCGAGUUGUGGCAGCGGUGUUGCUCUGAGUGUGCGUCCGUGCGUGUGUGUGUGUGUGUGUGCGUGUGUCCGUCCGUGCGGGCGGCGGAGGCGCCCUGGCCCCCUCCCCGCCCCGCCGCAUUGUGGAGGGAGGGACCGCGGCCCGCAGCCGCCUCCGCCGCCGUGCGGGGCCGGGAGCUGUCCGCGGUGCUGAGCGGUGCGGGGCCGGGAGCUGUCCGUGGUGCUGAACCGUGCGGGGCCGGGAGCUGUCCGCGGUGCUGAAACGGCGCGGCCGCUGUCCGUGGUGCUGAGCGGCGCGGCCGCCGUCCGAGGUGCUGACGGUGCGGGGUGGCAGCACCAUGGUGUUUGCUCCAGGUGAGAAACCGGGUCCAGAGCAAGACGAAGUUAAGCUGCAGAAUGCCAGCAAGCAAAUUGUGCAGACCGCUAUCCUCCAAGCAGUACAGCAAGUUUCCCAGGAAAGCCAACAAAAGGAGAAGCGAACAAACAGCAGUAUGAGCCUCCAGCUAGAAAGAGGGAAAUUAACCAAGAAGCAUGAAAAGAAGUAAAGGAGCAGCUUGUUUAUUUUGAUCCUUCAAUGUUUUCAGCCUUCUCUUUAGUAUCAGCUGUAUUACUAGUGCAAUGUUACUGUUGUAAAACAAACCAAAGUAUAAUCAACACCUAAACAUAGAGUAAAACUGCAAUAGUCCUCGGCUGAGAAAUAUUAAGUGCAUUAGAUGACUAACUCCAUAUUUAUGCAGUGCCUCUUAACAGAAACAAUAAUCUUAGCUAUAAAAGUAGUUUCAAGCACAAGCUCUUAUGGUAUGGACUUAUUUUUGAAAGCUUGUUGUCAGCGCACUUUCAUAUAAGUUCUGCACGCAGUGUUGCUGCCAGGUCAGCUGGCCAGACUCUUCUCGGAGUUACUGGGUUCACUGAAGCUGUCGCCACUGAAGAAGUAGUUUAUUGUUGAGUGUAGUAGAAUGCUUUCAGGCUGCCUUGAAACAUGACUGUUAUUUGUUUUGAUUAACCAUGGACUAUGAGAAAUGGCAGUAUAAAGUUGAUUUGGUAAGUUCCAUGAACCAACUUUUUUUUUUUUUUUUUCAUACUGGAAAAAAUAAGAAAUCCAGUGCAACUUUGCAGUGACUAUGAUCUAUGACUGUGAUCAUAGAUCUGCGAUUUAUGUCUUUUUUUUUUUUUUU